Messenger RNA from Phytophthora infestans T30-4, 849 nucleotides. RefSeq names its product Mitochondrial Carrier (MC) Family. The record is from RefSeq and is a predicted model, not a curated record. Gene Ontology annotation, biological process: mitochondrial citrate transmembrane transport. The transcript has a single exon. NCBI's taxonomy places the organism in Eukaryota, Oomycota, Peronosporomycetes, Peronosporales, Peronosporaceae. The coding region runs from base 1 to 849 and encodes 282 amino acids.
AUGUCCGAACGAGCAGAGCGCCUCUCAGGCCUGCAGAAUGGUGCCGUCGGCUCCAUCGCCGGCAUGAUAGAAGUGAUGCUGCAGCAGCCCACCGUGGCCAUCAAGAACGCGGUGCAACAGGGCCGUCCCGUUCCAUGGUCCAUGCCGGCGCUUUACCGCGGCGUGAUCGUCUCCCUCGCCUCCAUUGCACCUGUGAGCGCUAUUCAGUUCGCAGUCAACGGCCGGUUGCUGCGUAGCUUGACGGAUCCUACCUCAGCGCCAUCCGACGAAACCAAGGUAUUGUGCGGCACACUAUCGGGCGUCGCGUCAGCAGUGCUCAGCGCUCCCGCGGAGCUCGUAAUGACGUUGCAGCAGAACCAUGGCAGGAGCUUCGGGGCAACGGUCACCAAGAUCGCCCGGGAGCAUGGCGUGGUCCGACUGCUAAGGGGUUUCACGUCCACUGCUGUUCGUGACGCCGUGUGGUGCGCUGGAUACCUGGCACUAGGUCCCGUGUUCACCCGCGAGAUGCACACGUUCAGCCCCGCCACCUUCGGAGACGUUGACACUGCUUCCACGUCGCAGAAGGCGUUGGCAUCGAUUGCCGGCUGCGUCACUGCCGGUUUGAUCACGGUGGCAGCAACGCAGCCGGUGGACACCAUCAAGACGGUCAUGCAGGGCGAAGCUAUGAUGUUGCCCUCGGGUCGCGCACCCAGUACGCUCGCUACGGCAGGCCGCAUCUACGGCGAAGGGGGCUUGGCGCGAUUCUACCGCGGCAUCGUUCCGAGAGGAUGCCGUUUGGUCGGCGCCGUCUUCAUCCUAGGACAGUCCCGCAUCUGGCUCGAGGAGAUUUUCGAGGAGCAGAAGAUGUAG